This is a messenger RNA of Fulmarus glacialis (Northern fulmar), 1257 nucleotides long. It is a transcript of the gene PMPCA, whose product is annotated as peptidase (mitochondrial processing) alpha. The transcript is spliced from 10 exons. The record is from RefSeq and is a predicted model, not a curated record. Gene Ontology annotation, molecular function: metal ion binding. Lineage: Eukaryota; Metazoa; Chordata; Aves; Procellariiformes; Procellariidae. Gene Ontology annotation, cellular component: mitochondrion.
AUGAAGCGAAAUACCUCAGUGGCAUCUCUCACUUCUUGGAAAAGCUGGCCUUCUCCGUGAGUACUCAGUUUGGCAGCAAAGAUGAAAUUCUCCUCACCUUAGAAAAGCACGGGGGCAUUUGUGACUGCCAGGCAUCGAGAUGAAGAAAUUGAGAUGACUAGAAUGGCUAUACGAUUUGAACUUGAAGACUUGAAUAUGAGACCUGAUCCAGAGCCUCUCCUCACAGAAAUGAUCCAUGCGGCAGCCUACAGAGACAAUACAGUUGGACUGAACAGGUUCUGCCCAGUGGAAAAUACUGACAAAAUUGAUCGAGAAGUCCUGCAUUCAUACCUGCGCAACUACUAUACGCCAGACAGGAUGGUGCUUGCCGGGGUGGGAAUCGAGCACGAGCAGUUAGUGGAGUGUGCGAAGAAACAUCUGCUUGGAGCGGAGCCGGUGUGGGGCAGUGGGCAGAGCAAGGACGUGGACAGAUCUGUGGCUCAGUACACAGGAGGCAUUGUCAAGGUUGAAAAAGAUAUGUCAGAUGUGAGUCUGGGCCCUACUCCCAUCCCAGAGCUUACCCACAUCAUGAUUGGGUUAGAAAGCUGCUCGUUUUUAGAGGAAGAUUUCAUUCCCUUUGCGGUAUUAAACAUGAUGAUGGGAGGUGGUGGCUCUUUUUCAGCUGGAGGGCCUGGCAAGGGCAUGUUCACCCGACUGUAUCUCAAUGUGCUCAACAGGCACCACUGGAUGUAUAAUGCAACCUCUUACCACCACAGUUACGAGGAUACAGGUCUUCUGUGUAUACAUGCCAGUGCAGAUCCAAAACAGGUUCGAGAGAUGGUGGAAAUCAUCACAAGAGAAUUCAUUCUAAUGGCAGGAGCAGUAGGAGAGGUAGAACUUGAGCGAGCAAAGACACAGCUGAAGUCCAUGCUCAUGAUGAACCUUGAGUCUCGGCCAGUUAUCUUUGAAGAUGUGGGAAGGCAAGUGUUGGCAACAAACACAAGGAAGCUACCUCAUGAGCUCUGUGACCUGAUCAGUCAGGUGAAAUCUACUGAUAUCAAGAGAGUGGUCACUAAGAUGCUUCAUAAAAAACCAGCUGUGGCUGCACUGGGUGACUUAACAGAUUUGCCCACUUACGAACACAUCCAGGCAGCGCUUUCCAGUAAGGAUGGGCGACUCCCUCGAAUGUACCGGCUCUUUCGAUAAAGCAGUGCAUCCUGCACGUCCGACAGACUUGCUUCUUUUUUCAUAUGUUUUUGAGAUUCUAAUAUUGCUGCA